Fraxinus pennsylvanica is the source of this 396-nucleotide messenger RNA. The record is from the annotation of a GenBank genome assembly. Lineage: Eukaryota; Viridiplantae; Streptophyta; Magnoliopsida; Lamiales; Oleaceae.
AUGAAACUUUCUUUUGCUGCCAAUGCAUGGGAAAGGCCUUAUGCCAAUAUUGUUGUACAGAAUCUGAGGAACAUCGAGGCCAUCCUUUUCUACGAGUACAUGAUUUAUUUUAGGUCGAGGAUGAUUUUCAAAGCGAAACAGAAGCCGAAAAAUGGGUCUAUGUGUAAAAUUUGCUAUCGUCAAAUUAAGGACUUCAAGUAUGAUUUCUGUUCAGAGGGCUACAAGGUAAAGAGCCACGAAAACAGUAUCAAGUUGUACGAGGAAAAAUGUAGUAGCAAGAGAUCCUUGUACUUGGAUUCUAAUGGAGAUGUCCCUUUGAGGGAAACUAAUGAAGUUGAAAUAAUAGAGAGUAGUACGAGUGGAGAAGACAAGAUAUUUAACCGUAAAAGAAGUUGA